UUAACCUACGCAUCGAGACCUCCCCGACUCCUAUACUGAAAUCACUGACCACUGCCAUAAAUGGAUCUAUGUGCGCACUGCAACUCUUCUUUAUAACUUCUCCUAACUUUCCCUCUCCCUCCUUCCCUGUGAAUCUCCGUCUCUAUGUCAUUUCGAGAACCUUCCGUUUACAGCUCCGAUCGGGUCUCACAUUCCCUCGGAUCCGGCCCGAUUUUUCCCCAAUCGGAGCUUCUGCUUCUUCUCUUCCGGUGCUUUUCUUCGUCUCCGGCAUUUGUCUGAAUCUGAUCGGAUAUCGUCUCCGUGAAUGUGAGAUUUAUUUUUCCGUUUGUUUGUUGUUGUUUCUGUUUUUCUAGUUCGAUUCUGAGAAGAGAUGAAUCCGCUAUGCUGCAUUGCACCGGUUUCCAUCGAUCGUGACCGGGCUAACCCGGGGGUUACCAAAUCGGGUCAAUGUCAGCUGAGCAUCGAAACUCCCGUUAGGACCGUUAACUACUCUUCGAAACCGAGUUUCUCCUCUCAGGUCUCCUCCAUCAACGCCGACACUGACAGAUCUUCGCCCUCGGUGAUGAAUCCGACCUCCAUGGCAUUAUUUGACGAGCCUAUUGUUGGAGAUGUUACUGGCAUCCACGGUGUUGCUGGGAUACUGUACAAAUGGGUGAAUUAUGGAAAAGGAUGGAAGUCGCGGUGGUUCGUGUUGGAAGACGGGGUUCUCUCGUAUUAUAAAAUUCACGGACCUGAUAAGAUAUUGAUGAGUCCAUCGAGGGAGAAGAGCGUACGAGUGAUCGGCGAGGAUUCGGUCCGGUACAUGAGGAAAGCUAACUGGAGUAGCAAUCGGCUUCAGUCGGUGACGACUCAGUGCAAGCCGUUUGGUGAAAUUCAUCUGAAGGUUUCUUCAAUUCGUGCUAGCAAGUCAGAUGAUAAAAGGCUUACAAUAUUCACAGGAACAAAGACUCUUCAUUUGCGAUGUGUGUCAAGAGAGGACAGAACUGCAUGGAUUGAGGCCUUGCUGGCUGCUAAAGAUCUUUUCCCUAGAGUGCUGUCAAGUAAUGAUUUUCAAACUUCUGAGGAUGUCGUCAUCUCAACCGAAAAGCUAAGAUCACGUUUGUUACAGGAAGGCAUUGGCGAGACGGUCAUUAAAGACUGUGAGUCAAUAAUGCUUUUAGAACUUUCUGAGAUGCAAAAUCAGCUCAGGGUUCUUCAAUGCAAGCAUAUUAAGUUACUUGACACCUUGCGGCAAUUAGAGACAGAGAAAAUAGAGCUUGAAACUACUGUAGUUGAUGAAACAAAGGAACGCAAGUCAUAUUGUGGAGAAGGAAGACGAUUUAGUGAUUUCUACUCUGUCAUGUCAGAGGGUAGUGCUACUGAUUCUGAUGUGGAUAAUGAUAGUCAAGAUGGUGCGGACAUUGAAACAGAUGAAGAUGAUGGAACAUAUUUUGAUACAAAUGACUUUUUGACUUCAGAAGCUCUAAGAAGUGCUUCCUAUAGGUGUAGGGAAACUGGAAGUGGCUGUGUAUUUGAUAAAGAUGCUUUGUUUUCUGAUUGUAUGUGUAGGCCUGAAAAGGAAAUCAGGACCAUUCAAUAUGCUUAUGUCAAGAGAAGGGAUAACCUGCCAGAACCAAAGGAGAAAGAGAAGCCAGUAGGCUUGUGGUCUAUUAUCAAGGAUAAUAUUGGAAAGGAUUUAUCUGGAGUCUGUCUUCCUGUGUACUUCAAUGAACCGCUCUCUUCAUUGCAGAAAUGCUUCGAGGAUUUGGAGUAUUCAUACCUGGUUGAUCGAGCCUUGGAAUGGGGAAAGCAGGAAAACGACUUGAUGAGAAUUCUAAAUGUUGCUGCAUUUGCUGUAUCUGGUUAUGCGUCGACAGAAGGUCGGCAGUGCAAACCAUUCAAUCCACUUCUUGGGGAGACAUAUGAGGCUGACUAUCCAGAUAAAGGACUUCGUUUUUUCUCUGAAAAGGUGAGUCACCACCCCAUGAUUGUUGCUUGUCACUGUGAGGGUAGAGGAUGGAAAUUCUGGGCAGACUCCAAUCUCAAAGGAAAAUUUUGGGGGCGAUCCAUUCAACUCGAUCCAGUUGGUUUGCUAACAUUGCAGUUUGAGGAUGGGGAGACUUUUCAAUGGAGCAAAGUUACCACGUCCAUAUACAAUAUUAUCCUUGGUAAAAUCUAUUGUGAUCACUAUGGUACCAUGCGCAUAAAAGGCAGUGGCAAUUACACUUGCAAGAUCAAGUUCAAGGAGCAGUCAAUCAUAGACCGAAAUCCCCAUCAGGUUCAUGGAUUUGUGCAAGACAAUAGGACAGGGGAAAAAGUGGCCAUGUUGGUGGGCAAAUGGGAUGAAGCUAUGUAUUAUGUGCUGGGAGAUCCAACCAUGAAGCCGAAAGGGUAUGACCCAAUGACAGAAGCUGUGUUGAUGUGGGAUAGAGACAAAUCUGCUACUAAGACAAGAUACAAUCUUACCCCUUUUGCAAUAUCCUUAAAUGAAUUGACUCCUGAUUUAUUGGAAAAAUUGCCCCCGACCGACUCAAGACUAAGGCCAGACCAGAGACACUUAGAGAAUGGAGAAUAUGAAAUGGCAAAUGCAGAGAAGCUGAGAUUGGAACAGUUACAGAGACAGGCAAGGAAAUUACAAGAAAGAGGAUGGCAGCCAAGAUGGUUUAACAAAGAUGAAGACGGUUGUUAUCGGUACAAUGGAGGAUACUGGGAAGCAAGAGAGAAAAGGAAAUGGGAUGGAAUCCCUGAUAUAUUUGCGCAGAGUAGCAGCAGUAGUCGUAAUUCGCCUUCAUGUUUGAUUGAAGAGUGACUAAGCUAAGCUAUAUUUUGUAUCUGCUUACUCGGCUAUAUUUUGGUUAUUGUUUAUCUCUUCUUGAUCCCACAUAAUUUCUUGUGUAUGAUGAUGAUGAUGGCAGAACUUGUGGAUCUUAGAUUGAUGUAGCCCAAGAUAUAAAUGAGCUUUUAUUUGGAGUGCAA
This is a messenger RNA of Hibiscus syriacus, 2955 nucleotides long. RefSeq names its product oxysterol-binding protein-related protein 1D-like. Gene Ontology annotation, molecular function: sterol binding. The transcript is spliced from 8 exons. NCBI's taxonomy places the organism in Eukaryota, Viridiplantae, Streptophyta, Magnoliopsida, Malvales, Malvaceae. Gene Ontology annotation, cellular component: membrane; cytosol; intracellular membrane-bounded organelle. Bases 371 to 2788 code for a protein of 805 amino acids. The record is from RefSeq and is a predicted model, not a curated record.